AAGCUGUAAUCCCCCCCCAACUUCAUUCACUUAUCUUCCCCUGAAGACGGCCAUUUUCGUCUGCCCCGGCCGAAUGACCGUUUGGCGUUCUAUUCCAGAAUACCCCAACAACGGCCAUUGCCAUGGUGCCAUCUUCGGAAGAUUGCGAUGACACGUGGGUUUGUCCUCCGUGUCGUCUUUCUAUCUUGAUGGAAAGCUCCCGCCAGCCCCUAAAGCCCCUAAAGCCCCUGAAAAAGAGCAAGCCCCCCAACCAGCGCCCCAACAUAUCCUUUCACCUCGAAGAGCAAACGCAGCCGGUAGUACCCGGGGACGAGGGUAGUACAGGACCGGACCCCAAGAGGCCCAUCAUUAAAGUUUUCAUCGACCUUCGCAAUGUCCCCGGGCUAGAAGCUCUCCUCAACGCUGAACCAUUCGAAGCCCCUAAGCUUGGAGUCGAGGGGGGUGUUUCCGUCCAAGAACCGCAGCUCGAUGGCAGCAAGCCUAGCGGUGAGCCGUCGCGCUCCCAAGACGCAAACGGCCCGGGCGCCGCCAGCACCGAGACCCAACCACCGCCGGCAACAAGGCGGACGUCAGGGCCUUUCCUCGACUUUUUGCAUCCCCCAUGCCUCUACUCGGGGCUCAACACAGCGCGGUCUCCGACCGCUACUCGGGCGAAGUCGAAGAAGCCCAAAGGAGAGAAGAGGGUCAAAGGCCGCCGUGGGAAGCAGAAGGGGGUUGAGGAUGGCACGUUGCCAGGCUUGAAAACGCAAGAUGCUGAAAAGACGUCGGAGGCCUAGAAGACGCGGGGGUUUACGGGUAGGAGGGCGGCGGGAAAACUGGCUGGAAUAUUUACAAGAUUUCUUUUCCAUACUUGAACGAUAACAGCUGUAUGUACUACGUGAAAGCUGCCCUCAACAAUUUCCGUUGUUGUGUACGGCUCCCCUUUUUUCUUAUUUUUUCCUCAGCUUUAGAUUCGAACAAUUGAGUGAUAUUUGCAGUGAGUGCUAUUGAACCUGAUCAGUAUUGCUCGCUCGUCACUAAGUUCUUGUCUUGCAUUUCUCCAUUGCUGGUGGCCUCUGCCAAGAAAGGGAGAAGCAACUCCCUACCUCGGUACCUAUGGAGC
This is a messenger RNA of Chaetomium fimeti, 1102 nucleotides long. RefSeq lists its product as uncharacterized. NCBI's taxonomy places the organism in Eukaryota, Fungi, Ascomycota, Sordariomycetes, Sordariales, Chaetomiaceae. The transcript has 2 exons. Bases 123 to 776 code for a protein of 217 amino acids. The record is from RefSeq and is a predicted model, not a curated record.